AUGGGAUCCCUUGGUUGCAGCUUUUCCCCCAUCCCUCGCCUGAUGGUUAAGCCUACGAGCGACGUCAAGCAUACGCUUCGAAAUGCUUCUCCUUAUUACGAUACGUCGAACAAGCUCUUCGCGGCAUUUCUGUCUUCAGACAUGAGUUACUUGUGUGCACUCUGGUCUGGGGAUCAACAUAAGUCGCUAGGGUCUGCAGAGUGCUGGAAGGCGCACAAUAUCAUUGAAAAAGCGCAGAUCUCGGCCAGAGACCAUGUUUUGGACAUUGGAGGCGGAUGGGAUUUUUUGGCCAUCGAAAGAGUCAGACUUACAGCCUGCCAAGUCACUGCAAUCACCCUAUCUAAGGAACAGAAAGCGCUCGCAGAGGAGAAUAUUCGGCGCGCAGGCCUGACGGACUAG
This is a messenger RNA of Cladophialophora bantiana CBS 173.52, 399 nucleotides long. RefSeq lists its product as uncharacterized. The transcript has a single exon. Lineage: Eukaryota; Fungi; Ascomycota; Eurotiomycetes; Chaetothyriales; Herpotrichiellaceae. The coding region runs from base 1 to 399 and encodes 132 amino acids. The record is from RefSeq and is a predicted model, not a curated record.